AUGCCACAGAUACUCUUCCCUACACCACCAAGGCAAACGUUGUUCGCCAUUUUCGCUCUUGCACUUGGUUUCACCCUUUCAGCGGCAUCGGAAUAUCAUGACAGAACUACCCUCGAUGGCAACAUUGCCAAUGAUGAUCUCCCAAAUUAUCUGAUUGUAGGCGCUGGUGGAGGGGGUCUUCAAAUGGCGUUGUUUCUGGAACAGGCCAAUCUAUCUUAUCGCAUCCUCGAAAAAGAAGACAGUGCGGGCUAUUUUUGGACUCGGUUCCCUCGCUUUGGCGAGUUAAUCUCCGUCAACAAGUGGACACGAAAUGCAACUCAGCAAUGGCGCUUUGACUGGCACUCUUUGCUCCAAGCUCCUAUUAGCAUGCGCAAUAUCACUGACGAGUACUUUCCUCAAGGCCGGGAUUGGCAUCAGUACAUGGCCGAGGUGGUGGAAUUGGCGCAUUUCAACGUGGAGUAUGGUGUCACUGUAACUUCCAUUUCCAGCACCAGGCCAUGUGUGACAACUUUGACAGGCACUACUCACUGUUCUCGGCAAAGAGUCUUUGUGGGAACCGGCCUGCGAGAAAAACCAGAGCCUGCUUUGAGGGCCAUGGGCGGCAUUCCCUACAGCCAAAUGACCAAAGCCUUGGCCUACCACAAACGUCUUUGCAUCCUGGGCAACGGCAAUUCAGCCUUUGAAGUGGCUCAAAACACAUUCGGGGUUGCUGAUCGUAUAUCUGUCAUAGGAAAACAUGCCUAUCGAUUGAGUUCCGUUACCAGGUACACGGGUGAUGUUCGAGUCAAGUUCCUGCAGAGCGUUGAGAACUACUACGGGAAGCUUUUGGAUUCCGUUGUCUUUGUCCCUGAAGUAGUUGACAUGGAAAAUAAGGAGUUUCAGAGUCUCUUGACAACUACAGCUUGGUUGGAACAGUUGCAAUGUGAACGAUUUGUGAUUGCCACAGGAUUUCAAUCUACUGUUCCAGGAAAACAUUUUGAUUCUCGAUUCCCACCCACCAAUGAGUGGUACGCUGACGUUGACAACUCAAAUGUGCACUACUUGGGAUGGCUCAUGCAUGAGCGGGACUUUCAGCGAGGUGCAGGAGGCUUUCUCUCGGGGUAUCGAUACCUCGUCCGCAAUCUAUUUCAUCAUGUGCAUGAAGCGGAUCACGGGGUGCCAUAUCCCCAUCAUGAACAGCUGACCGUCGAGCAAGUUGUAGAAAAGGCAAUUGCACGCAUUCAAACAGCAGAUGAUUUGAUCAUUCUGCAAGAUGGAGUCGUCAUUAGAGAUGUCAUUGUUUUACCAGACGGUUCAGAAGUCAGCGACAAUCCAUUGUAUGAAUAUCAUGAAGGCGUCACUUAUCAUUUUCAUGAAGAACAGUUCGGGCAUCGUCGUCUUGUUCACCUCUUCUUUGCAUGGGGUGACAGUCGGUCAGCUGACAAGGUCUUUGACUCACACCAUCAUUUCUCGGAUAGCAAUGGUCUGGUGAACGGGUUCUUGCACCCGGUUGUUGAAGUACAGACCGCAGAUGGACCCCUACAGCGGCACGUUGUCGAAGAUCUAUUCAUGGAGUGGCGUCGACCCGGCUUUGGUUCGGCCAUUGAAAAAGUGAUUCGAAAUGCUUUGAUGGGAAAUCUGCAGGAAUUCAAGGCUCCAACAAAGCUAAAGUAUGAGCGAUCAGCUUUGAACAGCGACAGUGCAAUUCCGUUUCAACGGCAGGACCGAAACGAACCAAAUAUGUCAGUCACUCUGGAGCAUAUGUCUGCUCUCAAACAGGCAGUAGAGACAGGCUACUCGCCAGAAGCACUGGACAAGCUACGGAGGAUCACUCCACGAAGGUUGCCACAUUUGAUAUCCUUCGCAGGAGAAGGAGAGAGCCAAGCACAAUGCAAUCCACAUGACGUCAAAUGUGACACCACAUAG
Molecule: messenger RNA, 1905 nt
Organism: Seminavis robusta
Lineage: Eukaryota; Bacillariophyta; Bacillariophyceae; Naviculales; Naviculaceae
Source: the annotation of a GenBank genome assembly